AUGGCAGACUUGAAGAAUGCUUCUCCUGAUCAUUAUCCUGUGCCAAGGGAUGAUGAGGAGGGUUUGACGAUCCAGCGGGAUUGGACUGAAGAGGAGGAAAGAAAGGCAAAAUGGAAGCUUGAUCUGAUUGUUAUGCCAAUCCUGACGCUGGGCUUUUUCUGUCUCCAGCUUGAUCGCGGGAACGUGGCUAACGCGGUCACUGAUAAUUUCUUCAAAGAUGUCGGCAUUACUCAAAAUCAGUUUAAUGUCGGUCAACAAAUGUUGUCGCUAGGUAUUGUUCUCUUUGAAAUCCCCUCAAACAUGAUCCUCUACCGAGUCGGUCCUGGAAAAUGGUUGACACUUCAACUCUUCCUCUUCGGUACUGUCAGCACCUUCCAGGCAUUCCAGAAUAAUUAUGGGUCGUUCAUCGCAACAAGAUUUCUCCUCGGCAUGACUGAAUCUGGCUUUAUCCCUGGAGGUCUCUGGACAAUCUCCACUUGGUACACUAGAAAAGAGACUGCUAAGCGUGUGAUGAUCUUUUAUUUCGGAAACCAAUUUGGUCAGGCCUCAGCCAAACUCCUGGCGUUUGGUAUACUUCAUAUGCGUGGAGUAGCCGAUCGCUCUGGCUGGUUCUGGCUGUUUGUUCUGAUGGGUGCCUUCACCUGCUUCUCCGGUUUCAUCUUUGGUCUCUUCCUUCCUGACUCCUUUCGCAAUCCUUGCUCGACUUUCCUGCCCAAACGUGCAAUCUUCACACCCAGAGAAGUCCAUAUUCUCAGGAGCCGUGUCUUACUGGACGAUCCAGCAAAGGGAAAGAAAAAGAAGAAGAUCGGCUUGGCCGCUUUCAAAAAGGCUUUCAGUAACUGGCGAAUGUGGGCACAUUUGCUCAUCACCUUUUCCAACAACACUCCCCAGCGUGGUUUUGAUACAUACGCACCCUCUAUUGUCAAGGACUUUGGCUUUGCUGGGCUCUCGGCAAACGCUCUUGCAGCUGUUGGCUUGUUCUUACAGAUUCCUGUCUCUUAUACCUUCAGCUAUGUCUCAGAUCGUUUCACACGACGUGGUGAAACCGUUAUGGCAGGCUUGAGCAUGCAUCUGCUUGGCUAUGUAUUUAAUCGUGUCUUCACCGAGAUCAACAGUCGUGGUGUCCGUUACUUCGGUGUUGUAUGGACACAGACAUUUGGAACCUUUUCUCACCCCUUGAAUAUCUCCUGGAUGUCCCUGACCUGUACCGACUCGGAAGAAAGAGCUCUAGCCAUGGCUAUGGUCAUUAUGGGCGCUAAUCUCGCCGGCGUGGCUGGGGGUCAACUAUACCGAGCGGACGAUCGUCCGAGGUAUCGCAGAGCGUUUAAUGUCAGUAUUGCUGUUUUAGCGGUCGGUUUGGCUCUUGCAGUCAUCAGAUUCUUGGACGACAAGCUCAGAAGGAAAAAGACCAAGAAUCUAACACCAGAAUCGGAUACUGGAUCUGAGACAUAUGGUGAUGGUGUCCUGAAGGCAGCUGUACCUGCUGAUGAACAACCACAGCUCAUCGCGUUGAAUGGCCGUGGAGUUUCGUUAUCAAAAGCAGACAUCUGA
This is a messenger RNA of Aureobasidium namibiae CBS 147.97, 1551 nucleotides long. Its product is annotated as putative MFS transporter. Gene Ontology annotation, cellular component: membrane. Gene Ontology annotation, molecular function: transmembrane transporter activity. The record is from RefSeq and is a predicted model, not a curated record. The transcript is spliced from 5 exons. Bases 1 to 1551 code for a protein of 516 amino acids. NCBI's taxonomy places the organism in Eukaryota, Fungi, Ascomycota, Dothideomycetes, Dothideales, Saccotheciaceae. Gene Ontology annotation, biological process: transmembrane transport.